AUGUCAACUGAAGAUUCUUUAACAGGAACCCCCGAGACAUCAGAAUCCCCGAAAUACGAGUGCUCAUUAUGCCCCAAGCGAUAUAAGCGACGCGAACACCUGUUUCGACAUAUCAGUUCUCAUACAUCACAACGGCCAUACCAAUGCCAUUCGUGCGGCGGGGCUUUCCAGCGCGCUGAUGUUUUAAAGAGACAUAUGCGAACCUGUGAUGGCGGCACCCCGAGAGCAAGUACCCGAAGACGGGCUUGCGAUCGUUGUGUUCGUCAGAAAAAGGCCUGUAGCUCCCAUCAACCAUGCCACGGCUGCGCCAAAAGAGGUGCUCAUUGUUGGUAUGCCACAGACGCAGUGGCAUCAUCGCGAAGCCAGAAUAGCCCCGUAAAGGAUAUUUCGAACGACCAAAAUAUGAAUCCUCAAUUCCAACCACCAACAUCGACAUCUAAUACAACGAUGCCAUGGGGCUUCACUAUGGAGAACUUGCAAAACUUCGGCACAAGUCCGACCAGUACCUUCUUUGAUCCAACCUCUAUGCAAUGCGCCAGUCCAACUUGGCUCGACUUUUCGGCAUUAGCUCCCCAAAGCCCGGCAACUUUCGAACCGUCUAUUUCUAAUAACGGCACCCGGAAAUCGCUGCACUUUCUGGACAAAUUUACUAGCAACACAGGCUUAGUGUCUAGUUUUGAUUGCGGCACCCACGAGCAAAGAGAACAAGUUGCCGCCACCCUAGACCAGCAAAUCAUGUCUCAGCUACAGGAGAGAAUAGUGUCACUGUCUACCUUAGGCAUGGAUGUUCCAUCUCCUUUGAUACUGGAAAACAAUAGUGAUACAAGUCCAGCCAACGACUUACCAUUGAAUUGGUUCAGCGAUCCACUUUCCUUGAAGACACACGAGAUUCUUCUCUUAAUUGAAGAAGUGGUCACGAUCAAACCGCGUAACAGUUCUGUCAGCUUGGACUGGUCAUCAGCACUCAAGGAUGCAUGUCUGCAAUUCUUCUCUCCUUCGAACAUAAGAAGAUUCCUGGGGUUCUACUGGGCAAUAUGGCAUCCUAAUGUGAACUUUGUGCACCGGCCUACCUUCGACAUGCUAGCAGCGAAGCCAACACUCCUAGCUGCAAUGGCUCUAAUUGGUGCCUGUGUAUCUCCUGAUAUGCCCGAUAACGAAGAUGCACGCACCUGGUUUAACUGUGUAGAAGAAAUGGUUUUCAUUGACGACGAUUUCAACAGUGAUUUGACCUGCCAAUCCUCCGGCAAUAUGGUAAUUCAAAGACGCAAGAUUCAGGCUGUACAGGCUGCCUACAUAGUCUGUCUUUAUCAGAAUUGGGAGGGCGCGGAUGCGAGCAAGAGUCGCAUUCGACGUUACCGCUUUGCUACGUUGGUAUCUACUGCUCGUGAUAUUGGAAUUACAGCGGCGAGACAUCUGAACUACGGCGAGCUAGGCCGUCAUGAAUUUGAAUGGAAAGAAUAUGCAGCUAGGGAGGAACUCAUCCGUCUAUUCACUUGGAUAUUCUUACUAGACUCAGCAUUUGUUAUUUUCAACAACCUUCCUCCACGGAUGGUCAUCAAAGAAAUAAGAAUGCAUAUGGCAACACCAGAAGCUUGUUUCCAAGCGACAACAGCAGACCAAUGUCACCACCAGCUCCAACUCUUCCUGCCCGCAAGAAGUCUCUACUGGACGAUCUCGUUCCGCGGGUCAUUUGAGUCGUUAUGUAAAGACGAUUUAUCUGUCAAUAUACGCCACCUCCUCGCUACUCUAGCAAUUCAUUCACAAAUCUUCCAAUUCCGCAGCGCGGUGGGCAGCUUCCAACUCCGAGACCCGAUACGAAACGCACUUAGUAACUGGCGAGAUAUCUGGCACUUGUUCUCAUCGACAUUCCCCCAAGGAAUCACGCCCCACACGACAAUCGAAGACCAUCACAUCCAACCGGAGGAGCUCUGGAAACGAAUGGGGUUUUGCCGCUAUGCUCCCGAGUACUGGCUUCUAGCCCACCUGAUGGCCGAUCGAUUGGCGGUACUUGGUACAUCUAAGCCGGAGAAUGAGUUGGAGCCACUCGACAAGGGCCUGUUGGACCCAAUCCUGAAUCGAUAUGAUCAAACUAGUAUGCGGCAGAUUAAUGAUCUGAUUAUGGGAUUUCAGACAUUCCAGAUUUGA
Messenger RNA from Penicillium vulpinum, 2145 nucleotides. RefSeq names its product putative C2H2 transcription factor. Gene Ontology annotation, biological process: regulation of transcription by RNA polymerase II; DNA-templated transcription. The record is from RefSeq and is a predicted model, not a curated record. The transcript is spliced from 5 exons. The coding region runs from base 1 to 2145 and encodes 714 amino acids. Gene Ontology annotation, molecular function: zinc ion binding; RNA polymerase II cis-regulatory region sequence-specific DNA binding; DNA-binding transcription factor activity, RNA polymerase II-specific. Gene Ontology annotation, cellular component: chromatin. Lineage: Eukaryota; Fungi; Ascomycota; Eurotiomycetes; Eurotiales; Aspergillaceae.